AUGCCCCGCGGGCCCCACCCGAGACCACCGCGGGGAGACCCCGAGCACGGCCGGGGCUCCGCAGGCUGGCAGGGCUGUGCGGAGCGGGGGGAUCCCGGGAGCGGGGGCAUCCCGGGGAGCCGGGGGAUCCCUCUCUCGCAGCCCUUGGCAGCGCUCUGGCUCCUGCUGUUCAAUAUUGUAGUAACACCGUGCGUAAACAGCCGAGCGCCUCAUCCCGGGAAGGCGUACGGAGGAAGGGAAGAGCGUGUCUCUCGGGCGGCCAUGGAGGCAGUGCUCAUCUUCCUGUGCUCCCUGCUGGUGCCAGCGGCCGUGGCAGACGUGGCCACCCCGGAGAAGGAGGAGGAGGAUCCCUUCAACUAUGAUUACCAGAGCCUGAGGAUCGGUGGGCUGGUGUUUGCCGUGGUCCUGUUCACCGUGGGCAUUCUCCUCAUCCUCAGCAGGAGGUGCAGGUGCAGUUUCAAGCAGAAGCCCAGGGCUCCAGGGGACGAGGAGGCUCAGGCAGAGAACCUGAUCAGCUCGAACGCAACAGCGGCACAGAAAGCAGAGAACUGAGCAGGAGCCAAUGCUAGCCAGAGACCCGAGGACAGAUGCUCGGAGCGCAGAUGGCCGCGGCCUGUGAGGAAACCGAAAGCCCAGCAGCAGGUCCCUCUCAGGAGACGCGGAGCUGCCGUGUCUGUGUCCCCCUCUGUGCUCCAGCACCGGUUCUCUGUUUCCUAACCCGACUAAACUCCGCUCACCGUCCUCUCUGCCUCCCGUGGUGUGUAAUGUUGCUGUGAGAUGAUCAUUACCUCUAGGGCUAGUUGUUGCUGAUGUUGUAAUCGUGACUUUCUCUUCACCUUUCUCGUGCUGUGCGUGUGGUUUGGGCUCUGUAGGACUGGCAGGCUGCUGCCCUUUGGGCUGCCCUCCAAGCCUGGGAACAGGGAGUGUGGGCUGUGGGGCAGGGAUCCACGGCUUGGGGACCUGCAGUGCCCUGGGGACCUGCCCAGUCAUUUCAGGACCACCCGUCCCCAUUUCAGCAAUAACCCCCGCAUGACCCCAGCCUGAAAACAGCCACGGUGGGGAGCGAGUUGGGCAGGGACAUCCCAUGGCUCAGCCCUCCUCGCUGGGGUCACUGGGGUGCUGGAUUCAAGGCUGAAGGGAGCUCUCCUGCCUUUCCUGCUUGGCAGUCCCCAUUUCUGUCCCUGGUUAAACCUGUGGGACGCUGUGUGAGGCAAGGCUGUGGUGGUGGCAGAGAAGCCCGUGAGGUCCCCAGCAUGGUGACACUGUGGAUGAGGGCAGCAGCACAGCCGUGACCUCAGUAACCAGCACAAACCAGCUCCUGCCCGCCAGCCAGAGCUGGGUGGGGGACACAGUCUGAGGGCUAAAGAGAAACAGAGAUCCUGUCCGUGCUUGUCUCCGGCAGGGAAGGGGCAGCAGCGUCUCCUCCUGGCGCUCCCUGCCCCUCCUGACGCCUUGUCGCUCCCUGUGCCACCCCUGUCACUGCUGUGUGUUGUCCCGUGGUGGUUCCGUGUCACCCCCAGUGCCAGCUGUCCCCUCUCCCCGAGGAGCAGCAGCGAGUGGCACUGAGUGAUUGUCGGGGCUUUUGCACACCUGAGCUCGCAGUGAGACAAUGUGCUGAGCCCAGAGGCCAUCAUCACCCUGUGUCCCCUCAUGGGUCAGAGGCAAACCUGUGAUUUUUGGCUCUUCCCCAAGUCCAUGGGCAGACAAAACCUUGGCUGGGGCUAGAGACGUCCCACUUGGGUGGGGGCAGCAGUGGGGGGUCCCCAGAGCUUCACUGAAACACCUCGGGUGCCAUCCCCACACCGGGAAGGGGGUCUUGUCCUCCAGGAUGGUUUUGAGAGGAGUUUCUGCUGUGUCCAUCCCACUGUGGUGGCCCUGCCUCAGCGUGGGCUGUGUCCCUGCAUGUUUGGCAUCGCUUGGUGGCACCGGGAAGCUCUGUCCCAUCUCUGCCAGGCAGAGGGACCGUGAAUCUGGUGUUGUGUCCCUUCCCUCGGUCCUGGCUGCUGCAGAGAGCCCCGGGCAGAGCAGACCCCCGGGCCGGCCCCUGAGUGUCACGGUGUGUGUCCCGUCGGAGUGCCCGUGCUGUCCCCAGUGUGCCGUCGGUGUUACCACAAAACAAAGAGCUCCCUGUGGUGUGUAAAAUGGCCAAACCCUGACUGUUGUAAAAUAAACUGAGCUAUUGUGUCUCCUUUUAAAUAGGCGAGUGUGCUGCUGUGCUGGAGGGCUGGUGUGCUCUGUGCUGUGACCUAAGGGGAAAGGAAUAAAAUAUCGUUUCUA
Cyanistes caeruleus (blue tit) is the source of this 2277-nucleotide messenger RNA. The record is from RefSeq and is a predicted model, not a curated record. NCBI's taxonomy places the organism in Eukaryota, Metazoa, Chordata, Aves, Passeriformes, Paridae.